Cariama cristata (Red-legged seriema) is the source of this 309-nucleotide messenger RNA. RefSeq names its product LYR motif containing 9 (gene LYRM9). The coding region runs from base 13 to 249 and encodes 78 amino acids. The record is from RefSeq and is a predicted model, not a curated record. The transcript is spliced from 3 exons. NCBI's taxonomy places the organism in Eukaryota, Metazoa, Chordata, Aves, Cariamiformes, Cariamidae.
AAAGGCUGGAUAAUGGCCCCACUACCAAAUGCUGAAUUAGUUAAGAACUCUUUGCAGUUGUAUCGUUACCUGCUUCGAUGCUGUAAGCAACUUCCUGAAGAGAAUAUUCGUCAGCAUUACAGACAUGCGGUCAGGCAGAGUUUCAAAGUUCAUGCCGAUGAAGACAACCCUGAGCGAAUCCAGCAGAUUAUUAAGAGAGCCAUUGAAGAUGCUGACUGGGUCAUGAAUAAAUAUAAAAACCAGAAGUAGAAGAUGAAUGAUGAAGACAAGAAUGUCAUUGGUAAACAUCCUUAGAGGACUUGCAGUCAA